AUUUCUCACUUUUUAGACACCGAAGGACACGCAAAAGAGGAAACGGAAGUAUUUAAGACUCCAGAAGUGGUAACUGAUAAAGGGUCGUCCGACGAAAUUUCUCAUGAACAUUCGCUAAACUCUUCCAAGUAUUACCAGCCACCGAGUUGGGCUUGUGUUUGCCCCUCAGAGUCAUGCUACUUCCUUGAGGUGAUAAAGAACGGAACUUCCUUGCCCGAGGCCACUAUUGACCUCUCUAAUAUUGACCACUGCAUCCUUGGACGCCAAUCGGGUCCCUUGCUGAAUCCUCAGAAUCCCACAGGUCGGGUUUCUACCCUCCUCCAUCCCUCCAUAAGCCGUGGACACGCUGUUCUUCAGUUCGGCAAUAACCACGACCUCACGCCUGGUUGGUACAUCUACGACCUUGACAGCACCCAUGGCACUUUUGUGAAUAAGCAUCGCGUUCCACCGGGACGAUAUAUUCGCCUCCGUGUUGGCUACGUCCUUCGUUUCGGCAGCAGUACGCGUCUGCUCAUUCUUAACGGACCGGAAUCCGAUGUUGAAUCGGAAACCCAAGAAACGUGGAGUGAACUAGUAGCGAAAAAAAAGGCAAAAAUUGCGAGAAGGGAACAAAAGAAGGCUCUUAAUGAUGAAAAUGAUGCAAAUGCAUGCAACUGGGGCAUGGUGGAUGACGUUGACGAGGAUGAAAAUGCGUUGCAGCAACGCUUGGCAGAGAGUGGAAACUGUUUGAGUCAUGAGAGCUCCUACAUUGCAGAUCCAAAAAAGGCGUUGAGAGCUUAUUUUGAUCGCGAGGGGUUCGAUCCCUUACCUGAAUACGAAUUCGUAGAAGGUCGUUUUGGCCAGCAGAUAUGUAGGAUUGAGUUGCCAUUGGAGGCGGGGACACUGUUUGCAGAGGUGCCAAUGACCGGUCAGAAACGAAAGGAGGCCACUGUGGCUUGUGCUCUGGAGGCUUGCCGCAUCCUCGAUCGUUUGGGCGAAUUUGAGACCAAUAAAGCAUUGUUUUUCAUCUCUUUCUUCCCUUUCAUUGGCGUUUUCAACGCAGAAGGAGCCGAGGCGGUGAGGCGAGCGCGUGAGAAGGCGUAUUGGCAGUCGAACGACUACUAUUCUUCUGAUGAGGAUACUUUUUUAGACCGUACUGGUCAAAUUGAGGCCCGACGGCGCCGACGGAUGAGACGCAUGGGUGUGGAGGAGGCUGAGAUUGAGCCAACUCCUGAUUCACACUCACAAAAUACUUCUGAAGAGCCACUUGAUUCUCUAUCCUUGUUGGCCACACUAGAGGAAUUGGGAAAGAAGAUAAUUGAAGUGGAGACACAGUUAAAUGCAGCUGAGCGCGCCUUGGAAGCAGCCGGUGAAAAUGCCACUGAAAUGGACGAAUUGGAGGCGUACAUGGAUGCUAUUAAAAGAGGUGCACCGAAGAGGGCAGAACGACAGACACUGAAACGGCGUUUGGUAGCACUGCGGCAAGAGGAGACACGUCUUCUCCGAAAAGUCGGUAUUCGUGGUGGUGGCAACAGCACGGCUCGCUUCUCCUCCUCCGCCUCGUCUGCCGCAGCCACUGCAGUUCGGGCUGUUGCCUCCCAGCAAUCCAGUACUGACAGGUACAUUCCGUGGAAGAGGCUUUGGUGUAGGAAGCAAAUCUGUUUGCAUUGUAGACCGUCCGAGACUCCACACACUGAAAGCAACCUGAAUGCUAUCAAGAGGCAGCUGCCCAAAUUCAACCGCACUUCCUUGCAAAAACGCCAAACGGAGGAGGAGUCCAAGGAGGAAGAAUUUGUCCCCGAAGUUGAGGAGGAUGAUGACAAUGUGGCCACACAGCAAGAGGGCUCGAGUGCUAUUUUAACACCUGUGGAGAAGAUUGCAAAACGGUCUACAACUUCACCCUCUCCACCAUCGGCAUCUGCCGAGCGUAAGGCGCGAGAGGAUGCAGUGGUGUCCGAGGCUGUGACGCCUUCUUUGUCCAAGCAGGAGGUUGUGCAAGUAGAUGAGGAAAGUAAGGUGACACGAAAACUCAUCGGACCACAGAAACUGCCAGACUCGGUUGCUGAUGAAGUGACAGAGGGGGAACAGUUGCCACCUGCCUCGUCGGUGGAGGUUUCCUCCGACCUCUCGCCCUCACCGGAGAAUGGUGGGACUGAAGCUUACGACUACGACAUGAAUGAUCCAAACUUCGCCCUAUGGAUCCCACCGACGGAUCAAACUGGUGAUGGAAUGACCAAACUCAAUGAAAAAUAUGGUUACUGA
Hydatigera taeniaeformis is the source of this 2241-nucleotide messenger RNA. Lineage: Eukaryota; Metazoa; Platyhelminthes; Cestoda; Cyclophyllidea; Taeniidae. The record is from the annotation of a GenBank genome assembly.